Messenger RNA from Volvox carteri f. nagariensis, 1080 nucleotides. RefSeq lists its product as uncharacterized. The transcript is spliced from 2 exons. The annotation marks the transcript as partial. Lineage: Eukaryota; Viridiplantae; Chlorophyta; Chlorophyceae; Chlamydomonadales; Volvocaceae. The record is from RefSeq and is a predicted model, not a curated record. Gene Ontology annotation, biological process: transmembrane transport. Gene Ontology annotation, cellular component: plasma membrane. Gene Ontology annotation, molecular function: ABC-type sulfate transporter activity.
GGGCUCGGAAGAUACCGGAGACAAAAGCUUCUGAUUUGUGCUUCCACUGCGGCGGCAACGGCAUCGUUUGAUCCACCGGGUGAGAUAGCGGUACCGCGUGGUCAAUCACCUUCAGUUAGCCUAGGUCAGCAGCCUCUGGAGCCUGCAGGUACCGCUCACCUGGCUGCUGUACAGCCUCCACCAUCACGGUCCCCAGCCCCUCCUCCAGCCUCACCCCGGAGUGCAUCCACUUCCCCUGCUGCUGCCGCGGCUGCUGCGGCUGCCGCAAAAGACCCCUUCCAACCUAUCGCGCGGUUCCGGUUGCCCAACCUCUCCGCACCCAUUACAUGGACCUACAUGCUCAGCUACAUGGCCUUCAUGCUCAUCAUGCCCAUUACCGCUCUUCUCCAGAAAGCCAGUCUGGUUCCCCUCGCCACCUUCAUCUCCCGAGCCACCGAGCCCGUCGCCAUGCACGCCUAUUACGUCACAUUCUCCUGCUCCAUUAUCGCUGCUGCCAUCAACUGCGUCUUCGGCUUCAUCCUGGCCUGGGUGCUCGUGCGCUACAAGUUCCCUGGUCGCAAGCUUUUAGACGCCGCCGUCGACCUGCCGUUCGCGCUUCCCACUUCCGUUGCGGGCCUUACGCUCGCCACCGUGUACGGCGACGAGUUCUUUAUCGGCCAGUUUCUUCAAAGGCUUGGCAUCCAAGUGGUCUUCACGCGCCUGGGUGUGGUCAUCGCCAUGAUUUUCGUAUCUUUCCCAUUUGUUGUGCGCACGAUGCAGCCGGUAAUGCAGGAAAUCCAGCGAGAGAUGGAGGAAGCGGCCUGGUCGUUGGGUGCGUCGCGUUGGCGAACCUUUGUGGACGUGGUCUUUCCGCCUCUCUUUCCGUCGUUGUUGACAGGUACCGCACUUGCGUUCUCGCGCGCGUUGGGCGAGUUCGGGUCCAUCGUGAUCAUCUCGUCCAACUUUGCCUUCAAAGAUCUGAUUGCUCCCGUACUGAUUUUCCAGUGCCUGGAGCAGUACGACUAUGUUGGUGCCACUGUGAUUGGCACGGUGCUGCUGGGCAUCUCGUUGACCAUGAUGCUUGCGGUCAAUCAGCUACAG